GACCCAGGAGGGGGCAGAGCUAGGGUGUGGAGGACGCUGGACCGGUCGGGAGGCCGCGUCUGGAGUGAGCGGGUCUGAUCGGGCUAGUGCGGCGCUGAAGGGCCAGACCUAGGUCUAGGGGACAGAUUCUCUUCAGUGAGACCCGCCUUCCCUGGCCCCGGCCCCGGCCCCGGCCCCGGCCCCUCCCAGUUCCCCCAGCGACGGUCGCUUCCUGGUCCCCGUCGCAACCAUGGCUGAAGAACAACCGCAGGUCGAAUUGUUCGUGAAGGCUGGCAGUGAUGGUGCCAAGAUCGGGAACUGCCCCUUCUCCCAGAGACUGUUCAUGGUGCUCUGGCUCAAGGGAGUUACCUUCAAUGUCACCACUGUUGACACCAAGAGGCGGACUGAGACGGUACAGAAGCUGUGCCCAGGAGGGCAGCUUCCAUUCCUGCUAUACGGCACCGAAGUGCACACAGACACCAACAAGAUUGAGGAAUUUCUGGAGGCGGUGCUGUGCCCUCCUAGGUACCCCAAGCUGGCAGCUCUGAACCCCGAAUCCAACACUGCUGGGCUGGACAUAUUUGCCAAGUUUUCUGCCUACAUAAAGAAUUCAAACCCAGCCCUCAAUGACAAUCUGGAGAAGGGGCUCCUGAAAGCCUUGAAAAUUUUAGACAAUUACUUGACAUCCCCCCUCCCAGAAGAAGUGGAUGAGACCAGUGCUGAGGAUGAGGGCAUCUCUCAGAGGAAGUUUCUGGAUGGCAAUGAGCUCACUCUGGCUGACUGCAACCUGUUGCCAAAGCUCCACAUAGUACAGGUGGUAUGUAAGAAGUACCGGGGAUUCUCCAUUCCUGAUGUGUUUCGGGGAGUGCAUCGCUACUUACGCAAUGCCUAUGCUCGGGAAGAGUUUGCCUCCACCUGUCCAGAUGAUGAGGAGAUCGAGCUGGCCUAUGAGCAAGUGGCCAAGGCCCUCAAAUAAGUCCCUCCUGGGGUUCCCUCACCCCCAUCCAUUUUCUCCAUCAAGGCCCUGGAUCGUUUGUUUCCACAUGGCUACCCAAUGGACACACUCCAAAACGGCCGGUGUACAGAGAAUCCUGGUGCGGGGCUUGCUGGGGGGUGAUGAGGAGAAAGGAUGGGGGAUAUGGGUGAGAUUUUUAUUGUGGGGUCGGGCGGAUAGGACAAUGUGUUUCAAUAAUAAAAUACAGAAGGAAAA
Molecule: messenger RNA, 1189 nt
Organism: Camelus dromedarius (Arabian camel)
Lineage: Eukaryota; Metazoa; Chordata; Mammalia; Artiodactyla; Camelidae
Gene: CLIC1
Product: chloride intracellular channel 1
Exons: 6
Coding region: 230-955 (241 amino acids)
Source: RefSeq, a predicted model, not a curated record